This is a messenger RNA of Oncorhynchus gorbuscha (pink salmon), 2341 nucleotides long. It is a transcript of the gene slc39a9, whose product is annotated as solute carrier family 39 member 9. Gene Ontology annotation, molecular function: metal ion transmembrane transporter activity. The coding region runs from base 569 to 1507 and encodes 312 amino acids. Gene Ontology annotation, biological process: zinc ion transport; transmembrane transport. The record is from RefSeq and is a predicted model, not a curated record. The transcript has 8 exons. Lineage: Eukaryota; Metazoa; Chordata; Actinopteri; Salmoniformes; Salmonidae. Gene Ontology annotation, cellular component: membrane.
GUUACCCGGAAGUGCUACAUUUCAUCCGCAAUGGAGAUGCUGGCUUGUUGGCAAAACAUUUCAAGCAAGCUAUAGAUAUAUAUAAAUAAUAAUAAUAAUAGCUUACUGCAGGUAGCUAGUUUUGAUGAAAUGGUUAUAACAAAUAGCAACGUUGGAGAGAGUACGAUGUGGUCAACACGCUAUGAAUUACAACGUGCCUGCUGUAGACAAUAAGACUCAUGCGAGAAGAUUGUCCGCGCGGCUAACGCUGCCCGCCGACGGUGUUUACAUAUCUGCAAAGUAAGGAUCAUACUCGUUAGGUAGUUCUCUAGAUGUACAUGUUUGCAUAACAAAACCGCGUUCAAUAUAGACCAAUAACUCGUAGCCUUUCCACGUCCUCUGAAAGUCACUCGAAAUGAUUUAGACUGACAUGUCUGUUUAGACCUCGGUACGGAAAGCUCGAGCUGGAAUUGCGACGUCCGGGAGUUGUAUUUGUCUAGCGAGCUAGAGAGUCAACACGAACCACAAGUUGUGUCUAGCAAGCAAGCUGAACAGCAACAACACCCUUUUUGUUAUCAAAUCUGUAACCAUGUCUAUGGACGACUUCACUUCGAUCAGCCUGCUUUCCCUGGCCAUGUUGGUGGGGUGUUAUGUGGCUGGAACCAUUCCUCUGGCUGUCAACUUCUCAGAGGAGAAGCUGAAGCUGGUGACGGUCCUGGGAGCAGGGCUGCUGUGUGGUACUGCCCUGGCUGUCAUCAUCCCCGAGGGGGUCCAUGCCCUGUACGAGGAGGUCCUGGAGGGUGUGCACCACGCCCCUGGCCAGGUGGAGGGGGUGGAGGUCUCCCAGCCCAAGGAAGGUGUGGAUGCAGCUCUGGGGGUCAGUAGGGAGCACAGCCACGAUCACCUCCAUGCCUACAUCGGGGUUUCUCUGGUCCUGGGGUUCGUCUUCAUGCUGCUGGUCGACCAGAUCGGAAGCGCCCACGUACACAGCAGUGCUGACGAUCCAGAGUCUGCGAGGGUUGCCAGCUCCAAGAUCUCCACCACCUUGGGACUAGUGGUCCAUGCAGCAGCGGAUGGCGUGGCUCUCGGCGCAGCAGCUUCCACCUCUCAGACCAGUGUUCAGCUCAUUGUCUUUGUGGCCAUCAUGCUUCACAAGGCCCCAGCAGCCUUUGGCCUGGUCUCUUUCCUGAUGCAUGCUGGUCUAGAGAGGAACCGGAUCCGUAAACACCUGCUGGUCUUCGCCCUGGCAGCACCUGUCCUCGCCAUGGUUACCUUUGUAGGACUCAGCCAGUCCAGUAAAGAGGCACUGUCAGAUGUGAACGCCACGGGCGUGGCCAUGUUGUUCUCUGCCGGGACCUUCCUGUACGUUGCCACGGUACAUGUCCUUCCCGAGGUGGGCGGGACCGGACACAGCCACUCCCCCACACCGGGGAAGGAAACGGCGAAGGGACUGAGCAAGGUGGAGGUUGGGGCUCUGGUUCUGGGCUGUCUGAUACCACUGGUGCUGUCUGUGGGACACCAGCACUAGAGACACACACCCAGAGGAGGAGAAGAGAGAACGGGUGUGUCACGCUGAGCUGCACCUGGCCACCUGUUUCCAGCCUGUUAACGGACACCUGGCCACCUGUUUCCAGCCUGUUAACGGGACACCUGGCCACCUGUUUUCCAGCCUGUUAACGGGACACCUGGCCACCUGUUUUCCAGCCUGUUAACGGACACCUGGCCACCUGUUUUCCAGCCUGUUAACGGGACACCUGGCCACCUGUUUCCAGCCUGUUAACGGACACCUGGCCACCUGUUUUCCAGCAUGUUAACGGGACACCUGGCCACCUGUUUCCAGCCUGUUAACGGACACCUGGCCACCUGUUUCCAGCCUGUUAACGGACACCUGGCCACCUGUUUCCAGCCUGUUAACGGACACCUGGCCACCUGUUUCCAGCCUGUUAAAGGGACACCUGGCCACCUGUUAACGGACACCUGGCCACCUGUUUCCAGCCUGUUAACGGACACCUGACCACCUGUUUCCAGCCUGUUAACGGACACCUGGCCACCUGUUAACGGACACCUGACCACCUGUUUCCAGCCUGUUAAAGGGACACCUGGCCACCUGUUUCCAGCCUGUUAAAGGGACACCUGGCCACCUGUUUCCAGCCUGUUAAAGGGACACCUGGCCACCUGUUUCCAGCCUGUUAACGGACACCUGGCCACCUGUUUCACAGACGCAUCCGACUACAGGCUCUCGUUGCCAUAACAAAGGGGUUGAAUACUUACUGACUUAAGACGUUUCAGGUUUUCAUUUUAAAUUAGUUUGUAAACAUGAAAAGUAUUUUAUUUAAUAAAAAUAAAUAUAUGUUUUAAUGUA